UCGCGAGAUUCCGCAAAUCCGCUCAGGCGAGCAGGCGGCCAGCCCUGCCCGGCUUGGAGGGGUCCUGGAGCCAGCCAGGAUGGCUUCCCCCGUGGUGAGCUCUGCGCGCUCCCUCUGGAGCCUGGGGCCCGGUGUGCGGAGAACUCUCCGGGCUCUGCCGGGAUUGACACAGGUGAGAUGGAGCCGCUAUGAUGCUAAUUACAAAGAACCCCAACUUGAUAAGAACUACUACCUUAAGCCCUUGGAGGAGCUGACUGAAGAGGAGAAGUUUGAGCGGGAUCUCAAAACCACACAGAUCUUCAAAGCUCCCCCACCAUCAAAGACAAGCUCUUUGUUUGAGGACCCAGUGAUCAGUAAAUUCACCAACAUGAUGAUGAAAGGAGGAAACAAAAUACUGGCCAGAUCCCUGAUGACUGAGACUCUGGAAACCCUCAAGAGAAAGCAAUUUAAAAAAUACCAUGAAGCCAAAGCUGAGGAGCGGGAGGCCAUUGAAUGCAACCCCUACACCAUCUUCCACCAGGCCCUAGAGAACUGUCAGCCUGUCCUUGGCGUGGUCAGCGUCCUUAAAGGUGGCCGCUUCUACCAGGUCCCAGCCCCUCUGACUGACAAGCGCCGGCGAUUCUUGGCCAUGAAAUGGAUGAUUCAAGAAUGCCGGGAGAAGAAGCACCGGCAUAUGCUGAUGCCAGAAAAGCUGUCUCAUGAGCUACUGGAAGCCUUCCACAACCAAGGCCCUGUGAUCAAGAGGAAGCAUGACCUGCACAAGAUGGCGGAGGCUAACCGAGCCUUUGCCCACUACCGAUGGUGGUAGAGGGUAGGAAGGCCUAAGCCACGCAGUGAGACUCUGGUGCCAGUGGUCAGCCUCCUGCCCUUUAUUGGGGAGGCCAGCAGGCUUCAAAUUGAGGAGUGGUUAGAGCUUAGAAUGUAUGGGGGAGGCAUGUGAGUAGCGAAUUACUCAAGCUGUGCCAUCCUCUUGGCAUGCCCCCCCCCAUCCCAUUUUCUUCAUGCAAAGAACACAACAUUGGCUCCACAGAUGAGCUCAGCAAAGCUAGUUUCCUUUGCCUCAAUUCCAGCUGAACCUUUGGAUUUUGGAAAAAAGCAGCAGCAUUCGCUUUAGAAAAGGUUUACUAGAAAAGUCCUACACUGGUUCAUAAUAAAUUACUUAUGGAUGUGUGUAUAUAUAUAUUUUUAAAUCCCACACUGAACCAGUGUUUUGGUCAGCAGCUCAUUAAAAUUUGUCUGGAUAAAAUA
Molecule: messenger RNA, 1248 nt
Organism: Trichosurus vulpecula (common brushtail)
Lineage: Eukaryota; Metazoa; Chordata; Mammalia; Diprotodontia; Phalangeridae
Gene: MRPS7
Product: mitochondrial ribosomal protein S7
Exons: 5
Coding region: 80-808 (242 amino acids)
Biological process (GO): translation; ribosomal small subunit assembly
Cellular component (GO): ribosome
Molecular function (GO): structural constituent of ribosome; mRNA binding; rRNA binding
Source: RefSeq, a predicted model, not a curated record